Molecule: messenger RNA, 4455 nt
Organism: Opisthorchis viverrini
Lineage: Eukaryota; Metazoa; Platyhelminthes; Trematoda; Opisthorchiida; Opisthorchiidae
Exons: 7
Coding region: 1-2532 (843 amino acids)
Biological process (GO): regulation of transcription by RNA polymerase II
Cellular component (GO): nucleus
Molecular function (GO): DNA-binding transcription factor activity, RNA polymerase II-specific; RNA polymerase II cis-regulatory region sequence-specific DNA binding
Source: RefSeq, a predicted model, not a curated record
AUGACCUUUUUGACGAAGGAGCGGCGGGUGCAGUUUUCGGAAGAACUCCCACAAGAAAUCCAUUCUGGUCAUUUCAUGGUUAGCAAUUUGAACGAUUCCGAAAGUGAAUCAGAGGAUGCAACUACAUUCGGACUCGAUGACACAGGCAAGGAUGUUGCAAUACACCCCGACAAUUCACUCUGCCGCGAAAAAAACCGUCUUGAUUUUGAGGAGUUGGAAUCUCUGUUCAAAUUUUUGGAUAUUGCGUACACUGGAAAGCUAACAAGCCCAAAGUGGAACCAAUUCCAUGGCAUGCGGUGCGCCGUCAAGUACAAGAUACGGUUGAACAAUGUCAUUUGGCGGGAAUACCAUAUGCAGUUUUUGAAGAACAUCAAGCCGUUUGUGGUGCAUUUCCAGCCACCUCCUCUUGAUAACCAUGUAAAAUCAGAAGUCACCAUUUUGGAGGGCCAAUACUGGAAGCGUAGGCCGGAAACAAUCUGUGCCGAAUACAACCGCUGGCGUAAAUUCACGAGGAACAAGAUCUUAGGAUUUACCAAACGCAGUAUCAGUGAUCAUGUGGAUGAACUAUUUCGCCCACCUUCGCAAUAUUCGUUUCCAAGGAGUUUGGCAGAUGACUUUCAGAGCCCCGCUCCUCCAGUUGAUGCUUUGGAUCCCACUUUCGGUUCCUUGAUAGACGAUAUCAUGAUGGACUUCGAUGAAAAUUUGGACUUAUUUUUCGGAAAACCGCUUGCUUUUCCUACUCCUAAAGACUUGGCGCUUCUUGGUAUAGGCGAUAUAAUGCAACCGGGUUUGUUACAAUUUCAACCGGAUAAUGCUACCACAAUGGAUGAUCCUAUGGCGCCCGCUUCGAUAAGCGGCCAAUUCAGGCGGCCUUCCACGGAACAGCGACCUGUUUAUUCCGAUAUCUUGUCGACAGGCCAGGUCAAAAGUGCUCAGUUGGGUGGGAUUGUAGAAAGUUCAGUUCAGCCGCUUCCACAGUUUGUCUUUCAGUCAGUUGCAGAACCAUUUGCAAUUGUCCCAUCUAUGCAGGUACGCGAAUAUGGUCAGCAUUCUCAGCAAAUCUCAAACAGUGAAUCAGAGUUUGAACGGUUGGCGUCAGUUAGUCCGUCCAUUCUGCCUACUACGUUCAGUGUUACUGAGGGGACAAAUAAGCCAAGUAACGAUCAAACUGUCCCCCGUGUUCGUCCAGUAUUAACUCAAGAUAGAAGACAUCGAGACCAUACUAACUCAAGGCCAUUUACAAAACACAGUCAUCAGCAAAAUGCCACAAUUACUUCUCGAACCCAUCCUUUCAAGCGUCAUCGAGGUACUGUAUCAGGGCGAAUCAAAGGCCACUCGUCAUCCGCGGUGCUUCAGUCUGAUAAAGCUUUGAAGAGUGCAUUUCGCAAUACAUGCUUUGAAGUUUCCACAACAGUGUCUGAACGUGGACAAACGACCUCGGGAACACCCGCUUUACUGAAUGCUUUGCUCCGUGGUACUAGGUCCAAUGACCCUGAACCCACGGUUCCGGCUAAAUCCCAGACAGCACCCGGUGCCCAGAAUUUUCCAAACCGCUCUGUACCCCUGCUUUCUUCAGUUCUGACGUCCUCAGCCUGUCGUCCUGGUCUACUGCGCACUCCUGCCGGUCAGUUCGCGGGGCAGACGCAAUGUGAACCAAUCGCGAAGUCACGUUACUGCUUUUCAGAACCUCAUCGAUUUCAAGGAACGCCAUCUCUGGUUACCGACUGUGUUCAAUCCGCGAUCGAACCAAGUGCACGUGCGGAUAGAUAUUCAGCUAACGGAUCUAACCUCAUGUCCAACGAAUCCUCGCCUUUGUCGAAACGGCCGACGCUCCCCGAUGCUGAUAACCAUUCUGGUUCUCUGCAUACCCCCUCUUUUACAACCGAAUGUCGUUCCGCUGCAACUCCUUCUACUAUGCUCACACCUCCAUCAGUCAUGAUCAGACCGAGCGGGCUUCUUUCUGAUCAAUCUUCUGUUGUGCCCGGACAGUUUGUAACUCCCGCUCAGGUGAACUGUAUUUCCAAUGUCUUGAAUGCUGCAGGAUUCUCCAACACUCCAGAUAUUAUUCAGUCAGCUCCGAUCCUUGCCAAGGAUGAAAAGCUACUCAAUACGGAGUACACGCCAAUGGUCAGUCGUCGGUUUAGUGACUUUGACGGCGUUCCUCAUUCAUCGGGGCAUACUUUGAGUAGUCUGACAUCCAAUACGUCAUCAAUGCCUUUUGCUCUGUCCAGUGGCCUUCCUCUAAACCCACCCUCUUCCGCAAAACCAGCUUUUCCUGUAUAUACUCCUUACAACAGAACAAGCAGGCAACGGACGAAUUCCGGCACCCAAACUUCAAAAGCCCAUCCUCUCGGUAACGUAUCCAUCGACGAGCUUCGGUGGCCGGACAACAAUCGUAUGCGUGCAGAAUGCGCUCCGGAAACCGUCGGGUUGCAGCGGACUUCGACUGCUUCGUCGAGAAGGCAUGAUUUCUUCCUUCCAUCUGGCUCUUUGGAUUCCUGUGGUGAUGAGGAUCUCAUGGCUACAGACUAAUCGCUUCCCACUGUCGAAACUUCCUUAUCAGCGCGAGGACGUUCCAGCUCCGCCGGGAACCUGUUUCCCUUACAACAUCCUGUGAUGUCCAAGCCAGACUUAGCCAACAAAAUAUCUAGUUUGGGCAGCACGGAAAUUCUCUCAUCUACGAUGUGUGGCCAACAACCACUGGUUUACACUUCCCCCUCUUGUUCUCCUCAACCACUGACAUUUCCGGAACCUGGCUCGUCUCCCAAGACUUCUCACAAUAACACCACCGAAGACCGUCGUCGUCAUUUAAUGCAAGUCAAGUUGGAGACUUUGAGGCAAUACAUAAAAUACUACGGAGGACACCGUCUGUCUUCCCGCAGAUCGGAAAACCGUGAACUCACGAGAACCCACAACUCUCCAUCACAGGCCUCCAAUUGUGCAAUGGCGGAUGCAGUGCUAAUGAUGCCAAAGUUGCAAGAUGACUCGACUGGUGAACUUCUUCCGCUUCUUAAACGCCCAUCCUGCAUAGUACCACAUGCUGAGGAUCCAAGUCGAACGUUGUCUUCAGAGCAGAACAAUCGGACUUCAUAUGCUGCAACGCUUUUUGAAGCGACCGCCUUGAUUCGCAUGUUGCGUGAGGCUAGCGACAAGCGAGAUGCACAGAUGAAAUCUCUAAUGAGUCAAAUUAACUCCAUACAGGCAGCUACCACAGCUUGCUGGGAGAAAGUGGACCCAAUGGGAGCCGUGCCAAGUCGACAACUCACAGAACCUUUUCUGACCGAUCCUGCGAAAGAAUUCUUUCGACGCUACACUGAGCAACGUACUAGUCAUUGUUGGAAAUUUUACGUGUUCAGCUUAUUCCUUUGGGAACUGUUUCAAUCCUAUUGGUCGUCCGUUAAUUCCACCUCCAUGGAUCAGUUUGUGAGAUCACUUUAUGGCUGGUUGGACCAGCACUGUUCCCGAGCGCAGUUACGACCAGCCAUCGUAGAAGCUUUGUGCAAGUUAGCCAUCACAACCAGCGUACUUCACAAUCCCAGCGAACUACCAGACGAGUCUCUCAAAGCUGUACAUCAAGUCACUACGGGGCCUGCAAUUGAUCGUCGUGUGCCUGGCUUCAGUCAAGGCGAAGUCGAAAUGACUACCAUAUGUGGCACUCAUAGUUAGUAUAUGCGUGUGUGUGUGUGUGUGACAUCAUCAACCCCCAACCACCCCUCACUUAUUUUCAUCGUUUUUCACUGUGAUGUCCUGAUUUUGCUUCCUCCGAAUCACUCUCAACUUUGGCCAGACAAACUCUCACCUAACCGACUUUUCGUCGAGCUUAAAGGACCAACGUAUCAGCUCUCUGAUGCUUUCAUGCAACCAGACCGUCAUUUAGUGUGAUGCACUCAUUAGUUCUGAUCAUCCUGCUAAUCCAAGUAGCUGAUUCAUUUGUCCAAGUUUGGUUUCCCCGUCUGUCCAUUUGUCCCGUAUUUUAGGUCAGUCAUCGGGCUACUAUCCAUUGCCUCACAGUGUUGCCAGAUCAUUUUGAUGGUUGUAUGUAUAUAUGGAUUUCGAGUAACUUUGUGAUGAAGAUGAAAUUUCCCCUUCCUUGUCAGAUUUGCUGUGUACAAAAGGAGAAAAAACAUGUCUUUCACUCAGUACCUUAUCUGAUCCUUUGCACUAUCUGCUGUUGUUGAUUUUAAUCUGAAUUUCAAAAGAGAGAGAGAGAGAUGAUUUCGUUCGAAAGAAAUCCUUUUUUCGCCUUUUUUGUUGGACGCAAGUGCAGGUGAUUACGGCGGUCCUUACGAAUUUCAGUAGUUGUUUUAGCUUCAACAGAAGUCGCUGCAUGAAUUUCCAUAGCCAGUCAUUUUGGAUAAUUUGCCCCAUACAUGUGUUUCAAGCUCACUGGAUCGCGUUUUCCUGACUCGAGUAUAGCCUAUGUGAUCCUAUGUGAUGUGGUUCAUGGUCCCCGGC